GUUACUGGGCAAGAAUCGAGCACGGCAAAUGAGCCAACUAAUGCGGGAGAAAGGGAGAGAAAACGAAAAGAAAAUAUUCAAUGUGUGUAUGCGUUUGUACGGCAUAUACAAUGGCAUGCGAUGAGAAGAAGAAGAAGAGAAAAAAAAGAGAAAACCAAGUCAGAGCUAGAUGACGUGACACAUACACACAAAAACUGAAUUGAACUGAAAACUCGCACAGGCGAUUUCUUUAAAAUCAGACGAAAAAAAAACACAAAAAUUAUUUUUGGGUCUCACCAAUUUCGCGAGACACAAUAUCAAUACAAGUGAGUGUUUUGGUGCAUUUGCUGGUUGUAUGGUAUUGCGUGUUAUUCUGUUUAAUCACCUCAGUGCGUAUAUUGCGGUCGAAUCUCAUUGCGUUCUUUUCGCGUUUUUGCAUUGUUUUUUUUGUGCUGUUGCACUUUUGCCACACAUUGUUACGGUUUUUUUUCUUCUCUGCCAUUUCGAUGCGACUGCAUUUCAUUUCGAUCAUUCUGCGGGAUAAGAUCAAGGUGAUGCAAAUGUGAAAAUAUUGCAAUAUACAUUAAGAAUCGGUAUACGACGAGGAAAGGAAAGAGAAAAAAAAGUACUCAACGGACGAAUUGUGUAUGAAUGGUAACGCAACACGGUGCAUAAAUGUGUGUGUAAUUUGGCCGAAUUUUUGCGGAUUAAUGAGUGCAAUUUUAUCAGAAUCCGGAAUCUUUCAUUCACACGACCAUCGGUGGCUGUUAUCAAUACUGACCGAUUUAUUCGUGGGAACAUUUAAUUUGUGACAAAUGAACAACUCGAAAGUCAUAAAUAAUACGGCACGGCACACAGACGGAUAGAGCAGCAAAAAAAGGAAAAUAAAUAGCAUUACGACGAUCGACAGUCGUAAGUGUGGUGUUGGGCGAAUGAAAGAAAGAAGAAGAAAAAAAUCAGCAAACGUUUAAUACGUGUGAAAUCAGUGUGUAGUACAAUACAUAUUUGUGUGAUAUACAUACAUAUAUCGUUGGCGGACGAUACUAGUCGACUUUGGGAGCUUCAACAAAUCACUUUUUCGUACAAUCUCAGUCACUUGAAGCUAUCGGCACCGAGUAUACACACAUAUAGUUUCUCGAACGAACGUUCGCAUCGUUAAGUGCUUGUUAAUUAUCGAAUUAACGUGAUUUAUUAAUAACUCCUAAUUCACUCGGUAACAACAGCCAGGAAAAAGAAGAAAACACCAAAUUCAGGAAUGAAGUAGAAGGAAAAUUAUACAAAUUCCAUACAAAAAAAAAAACACAAAUUUCGUUGACGCCGCCAAAACUAGUGAAUUAUUUCUUUUUUUGUCUCUUUAUUUAUUUUUCAUUGACGGAAUGUGCAACACACAUUUGUUCCAUGUGAUGUGCGUUUUGAUUGCAUUCAACAGCUUCAUUGACAGUCGUAAUCUUGCAACAUAAAACUCUAUUUAAACCAGUUUAUUUUGACAUGCGUGCGGAAUCAAAAUCAACACAAUUGAUGUACAAAUGACUCUUGUUCGCUUUGUGGCAGAUAACAAUCAUCAAAAGUGAUAAAAUAAAGUGUUUCAACCGCCAAAUGGUGUGCAAUAUCUCGCAUCGUCUAAAUGAUUGACAGUGUUGAAAGGAACAAUUGUCUGCGUGCGGUUUUUGCAUCAUCAUUUGAUUCCAAUCACAUUCAAUAUUUGCUUCGUGAUUGAGGUGUGCAAUACGUACAGUAAAUUGCGGAAAAAAACUUUCUGAUACACAAUAAAUAAUCGACAACGAACAAAAACUUGUGUAGUAAUCAGUUGAAUGGGAUAACCGUGACACACAUGGUUGUUUGCAAAAGAGAUUGAGAAGAUAAAAUAUGAUCGAAGUGGUCAGCCAAUGUGCAAUUUAUAGAAACGCUAUAAAAGUAUCGGACAAUAAAACAAAAGAAAUUAAAGACACACAGUUAACGAUUAACGAGAACGACAGAGAGAAACAGUGCAUUUUAUGAUUUUUGCAUCGUAUGUUAUCAUCAUCAUCAUCAUCACUCAACGGGUUGUGUGGAUUGUCUAACACGAUAUUUAGUAUUUUGAUUGAAAAAAUAAAAGAAGUGACGACGUCUUUCUCCAUAGUUACACAAUGUCAAACACAAAGCAUAUUAGCUCAGAUGGCUCACAGGCGCCACUAAUUUACAACAGUAGUGAUACAGUUUCAAGUAAACGAAAUAAUGUGCUGGUCAAUAAUCAAAAUGGCAAAUCCACGUCUGCAAACAAUAAUCAUCAAGGAACGGCCGUACAGACAAAUGCAAAAGAUGCGGCACGUCCGGUGCCGGUUUUUAUGAAAUUAAAAACAUAUCUGUUUGCAUUGCGACCAUGGUCAUUAUCAGCGAGUUUGGUGCCAACACUGUUGGGUUCGGCACUUGCAUAUCGUUCAUCAACGCCGCACGAAUUCAAUUUCUUGACAUUUAUUCUAACAAUAUUUACGGUGGUGACAGUGCAUGGAGCUGGAAAUGUUGUUAAUACCUAUUACGACUACGUCAAGGGCAUUGACAAUCGAAAAUCCGACGAUCGUACACUGGUCGAUCACAUUUUAUCGAAGGAUGAGGUUGUAUCACUGGGCGUAAUCCUCUACGUGGCUGGUUGUGUUGGCUUCAUUCUGCUAUCGAUACUGAGUCCGGCAAAGAUGGAACACUUGGCAUUGGUCUAUUUCGGUGGUUUAUCGUCGAGUUUUCUGUACACGGGUGGCAUUGGACUGAAGUACAUUGCUCUUGGCGAUAUUUUAAUUCUAAUCAUUUUCGGCCCAAUUUCCGUAUUAUUCGCUUAUUUUGCGCAAACCGGUGCUUUUGUUUGGUCAACCAUUUACUUUGCCAUUCCGGUCGCUCUCAACACCGAAGCCAUUCUACACAGCAACAAUACACGCGACGCGGAAACGGACAAAGCGGCCGGCAUUGUAACACUGGCCAUUAUGAUUGGACGAUCCGCAUCACAUAUUCUCUAUGCCAUCUUACUAUUUACACCGUACAUCAUAUUCGUGGUUCUGACACUCAAGUAUUCGGUAUGGUUUGUAUUGCCAGUGGUCACAUUGCCGCAAGCCUUUAAAAUCGAAAAGCUAUUCCGCUCGGAAACGACAUUACGCAGUGUGCCAAAGCAAACGGCCAAGUUGAACUUUUUCUUCGGCAUUUUGUAUGUAAUUGCCUGUUGCGGUGCAUCACAAUUACCCAGUCUCACAAUUACACCCCACUGAGAAACAACACAAAAUACACCGAACAACUAUGACAAUAUCGUUAAAUUGAUUUUUUUUUAUUGCAUAAGAAAAGAUAGAGAACAGUCCCCCUUUUGUAGUCCUUGUUUCACAACAACACAAAUCGCUGGAAGAUGCCACUCUCUUCCAAGAAAGAGAAGAAAAAGAGAAAAAAAUUGAAGAUCAAAAAAUAGUCACAGAAAUAUGUUUGCUUUCUUCAUUUGUCGACUUUUUGAUAGCAAAUUUAAAUAAGUGAAGAGAAACACAAACGAUUACAAACAAUAUUUUUCUUUUGUAUAAAAUAAUUUAUAAAAAUAAUAAUACAAAGCAAAACCUACAAUAGUACCAAAAUCAUUAUGUCUUUCAAACAAAACAACAACAACAAAAAAAACACAAAAAAUAAGUGCAACAAAUUCAUUUACUUAAUUAAUCAUUUAAAAUGUCUUUUUAGUAAUGCAAACGUUCAUUUUUCGUACAGUCAGUCACACAAGAGAAAAAUGACUGUCAAAAUAUUUAAAUAAAAAAAAACUGGAUUGAAAUUUGUAUUUCAAUCUCGAUGCAAUUGUUCAAAUCUCUUCAAAUAUGUGUGUAAUAUUUGCAUAGGGUCAUUUAAAAUGAAAAAAAAACAACAAAUCGAUUUUAAGAAUAGAUCAUUUACAUUUUUUCUGUCAAAAUCCACAUUGAACAGUUUUUUAUGGGCGGAAUUCUAAACACAUAGGUACACACAGUCUUUAGCUAUUAGUAUUGAAUUUUAUUUAUAAAUUUUGUAGUGCUAAUACUCGUUGUUUAAAAAAAACAGAACUUUCUACUACUUUUUCGGUCCUAAUCGCCUGCGCACGUUCAAUGAAAAUAACGGCAAGCGAUCGAGCGAAAAAUUGAGAGAUAAAGAUAGACGGUUGCUCCCAUCCAGCCCAAGCUUUUGAUUCAUUAAUUUAUUUUGAUAAAAAUUGAAAACAAAAUAAACAUUUGCUGUAAAAAAAA
Messenger RNA from Sitodiplosis mosellana (orange wheat blossom midge), 4187 nucleotides. It is a transcript of the gene heix, whose product is annotated as ubiA prenyltransferase domain-containing protein 1 homolog. The record is from RefSeq and is a predicted model, not a curated record. Gene Ontology annotation, cellular component: endoplasmic reticulum; Golgi membrane. The transcript has 2 exons. Gene Ontology annotation, molecular function: prenyltransferase activity. Bases 2106 to 3209 code for a protein of 367 amino acids. NCBI's taxonomy places the organism in Eukaryota, Metazoa, Arthropoda, Insecta, Diptera, Cecidomyiidae. Gene Ontology annotation, biological process: menaquinone biosynthetic process; vitamin K biosynthetic process.